This is a messenger RNA of Labrus mixtus (cuckoo wrasse), 3414 nucleotides long. It is a transcript of the gene znf598, whose product is annotated as zinc finger protein 598. The record is from RefSeq and is a predicted model, not a curated record. The transcript is spliced from 12 exons. NCBI's taxonomy places the organism in Eukaryota, Metazoa, Chordata, Actinopteri, Labriformes, Labridae. Gene Ontology annotation, molecular function: ribosome binding; ubiquitin protein ligase activity. Gene Ontology annotation, biological process: protein ubiquitination; rescue of stalled cytosolic ribosome. Bases 82 to 2856 code for a protein of 924 amino acids.
UAAUUACGUAAGCAACUCAGCGGCUCUGACUCUCCCUGCUAACGGAUCGUGCUAAAGUUGUGUUGUGCCUUUAACACCAUCAUGGAUUCAACGAGCACCAAAGAAACAGAGAAGCACUGCGUCCUGUGUUGCCAAGAAGUUGAGAUCUUCGCCUUAGGAAAAUGCGACCAUCCGGUUUGCUACCGCUGCUCCACCAAGAUGAGAGUGCUGUGCGACCAGAAGUACUGCGCUGUUUGCCGGGAGGAGCUCGACAAGGUGGUGUUUGUUAAAAAAGUGGACGCCUUCUCGAGUCUGCCCUACCAGCAGUUCACCUGUGAGAAGAAGCAUGAUAUCUAUUUCGGUGAUGAAAGGAUUUAUGCCCAGUACAGGCAUCUGCUGUUGCCAGAGUGCGUCCGCUGCUCGGAGCCUAAAGUUUUCUCAAAGUUUGAGGAGCUGGAGCAGCACAUGAGGAAGCAGCACGAACUCUUCUGUUGCAAGCUCUGUUCAAAGCAUCUCAAGAUCUUUUCUCAUGAGCGCAAGUGGUACAACCGGAAGGAGCUUGCACGUCACAGAGCACAUGGAGACCCGGACGACACGAGCCACAGAGGACACCCACUCUGCAAGUUCUGUGACGACCGCUAUCUUGAUAACGAUGAGCUGCUAAAGCAUUUGCGCAGGGACCACUACUUCUGUCAUUUCUGUGACGCAGAUGGCUCACAGGAAUAUUACAGUGAUUAUCCGUACCUGAGCGAGCACUUCAGGGACAGUCACUAUCUGUGUGAGGAGGGCCGCUGUGCCACGGAACAGUUCACCCACGCCUUCCGCUCUGAGAUCGACUACAAGGCCCACAAGGCCGCAGCACACAGCAAGAACCGAGCGGAGGCGCGGCAGAACCGCCACAUCGACCUGCAGUUUAACUAUGCUCCAAGACAACAGAGGAGAAAUGAUGGUAUGGUGACGGGUGAGGACUAUGAGGAGAUGCGUCAAAAUCGUGGCGGAAGAGGAGCACGGCUUCAGGGAGGACAGAAGAGCUGGAGAUACUCUCGCGAGGAAGAGGACAGGGAGUUGGCAGCUGCUCGGCGGGCCUCCAUGGCCAUGCGUAGACAAGAGGAGAGGGCAGCGAUGCAGGAGAGGAGUGCUCUCAAACACUCCAGAGAGGAGAGAACGGAGAGACCUGAACCAGAGGAGCCCAGACACCGGACCGGACAAAUCAAACCAACAAGCAAACCUCCAGUAAGAACAAUGAAGAGCAAUAAUCCAGAAGAAGAUGACUUUCCAGUGUUGGGAGCCACAGCAGCCGCAUCCAUUGUAAAACCAGCUCCCGCGGUUGUAACAGCAGUCCAAACGGCUUUGAAAGAAGAUGACUUCCCGAGCCUCUCAGCUGUUGCUGUAUCAUCGCCCAUGACCCCGGCGUACUCUGCCCAACCCAGGAAGACUUCCUCGUUCCACGAGGAGGACUUCCCCGCUCUCGUCUCCAAAAUCCGGCCCCUAAAAACCGCAGCCGGCAACAAGUCGGCUUGGUCGGGCCACACUGCUGUAGCUAAACCCACCGCUCAACCGCCUCCUCCCUCCAGAGCUCCCACUCAGGUCCCCUCCGUCUCCUCCGGCCCUCAGCUCCUCUCCUCGUCAACCUCGUCGUCCUCACGCAGGAAAAAAAAAGUAGGGGAGAAUGGGAAAGCGGCGUCCACUCGCUCUCCGCCGUCUUCGGAUGACGAUGGCAAAGGAUUGACGCAGAAGGAGUUCCGCUCGGUGCCCACCAUGUUGGACAUCUCUUCUCUGCUCACGGUUAAAGGAGGCAACAGCAAACCUCCCACGGCGACCUCCAACACUCCCGACCUGACCCCCAGCCACGACCCAUCUGCCUCUAAAGCCAGCAAGAAGAAAAAAACGCCGAAGAACACCGCCGCUCCCUCCGCGUCUGUGUCCUCGGCGUCAGGGACCACACAAACGCCGAGUUCAAUCUCAGUGGAAACGGCAGCACAGAAGGAGAACGUACCUGAGAAAACGUGGAUCAAGCCGUCUGGUACUGUGACAGCACCUCUUACAAGUGGAUUGACUAAUGGUCACCCGGAAAAAUCUACACGAAUAACGAAAGAGGCUGUCGCUGUAAAGUCAAACCCCAACACAGACCCCCCUCUGGAACAGGAGGAAGAGUUCCCUGCUCUCAUCGCCAACAAACCUCCACCAGGCUUCAAGACCUCCUUCCCAGUGAAGUCCUCGGCUCCCGCCCCAUCCUCCGCUGUGCCCCCACCUCCACCAGGCCUGGGGGUCUCAGCCACUAAACCUCCCCCAGGCUUCACUGGGAUCCCCCUCAACAGCAACGUGGUGGAGCCGGCUCCUUCUGCAGUCAACAUACCCCCCAAGAUAUCCAGCAGUGGUUACCUGGUACCAGAGGACUUUCACCAGAGGAACCUGGAGCUGAUCCAGUCCAUCAGGAAGUACCUCCACAACGAUGAGUCAAAGUUCAACGAGUUCAAGAACUUCUCCGCGCAGUUCAGACAGGGUGUGAUAUCAGCAGCCCAGUACCACUGCAGCUGUAGGGAGCUGCUCGGCGACGACUUCAACCGCAUCUUCAACGAGCUGCUGGUUCUCCUGCCGGACACGAGCAAGCAGCAGGAGCUGCUGACCGCCCAUGGAGACUGUAAGGCGCUGGAGAAGCAGUCCGGCGCCGGCGGAGGAAAGAAGAACAAGAACAAGAAGAACGCCUGGAUGAAGCCGACCACAGCGGACAACGCAGCAGCUGAGCUGGACUGCCAGGUGUGUCCCACUUGCAGACAGGUACUGGCCCCCAAAGACUUCAACUCCCACAAGACCCUGCACAACAGGGACAACGAGGAGUUCCCUUCCCUGCAGUCAAUAAGCCGUAUCAUCAGCUAGCCUUUAUUUCUUUUCCAUCUGUGAUCUGUUUGCCAACUAUUGGGCGAAUGUUCUGAUGCCCUGUCAAAGCCGCCAGUGUGGGAAACAGCAGCCCGUGUCCAUGUGUGACCAUUUCCGAGGGGAGUUUCCAGCUUGUAUAUCAUUUUGAUUGGAAUCUAACAUGGUUUGGGGUGUUUCUUUUCUUUCAACGGGGAUACCAUCAAUAGGUUCUCGUGAAUGCUUUCACAGUUUUUAGCGUUGCUCCAUCUCAACCCUCAUUUCCGCUCGCAUCCUUUGAGGCUGUCUCCAGCUGGAACUGGCACUUUGAAUUUAUUUAAUGAAAGAGGAGAGACUGUCGUAUGCUUUAAUAGAAAUCAUUUCUCUCUCUUAAUACAAAAAUGUACGGAAACAUUUUCUACCUUGCUUUGUGUUUUUGUUUUAACAAAAGACACUUGUGUUUUGUUAACAUGAAGGUUGAUGAAGUACUGUAUGUAUGAUUCCCCAGCAGAGCUGCUCGGUUAAACAACAAAAUAAAAAAAAAAUAAAACAAGAAAACUCUGCUCAACGGUUUAGCACGAA